UAGUUGCAACGUUCAGUUCUGCACGUAGAGCUCCAGCAGACGUCAGACUCGUCAGCUGUGAGAGGGCACAGCAUGUUUCCUCACAUGUGAAGCGAUGGUCGUCGCCAAGAGUAAGGUGUUCUCUUUUUAUUCUUUUUUUUUCUUCCAAUAAGCAGGAAGUGUGAUUUCUAUUAUUUCACACACCGAUCAUUUAAAAAAGACCGAUCUACAGGCGCAAACAGCGGCUCGGUUUAUUGGUCCAGAGCUGCACGGUGUCGAGCUCUGACGCAGCCGGAGCACCUAUCCGCGGAGGGAGACACUGACACCUGACGGCCGCAUCUCUCCCCCCACGCCGGUCUCUCCUCCAUCACCACCACUUCGGGCUCCGCAGUGCAGGAACUGCUGCGUUGUAUGGAAGCCGACUCCGUCAUGCUGCCCCCAAAGAACUGCCUGCCGAGGAACUACAGCUGCAUCGCCGGACUGUUCGGAAGCCUGGCAGCGGCCAACCCGAGGCUCGACGAUGGGGAAGAUUUCGACAUGGUCAACGACACUUGCGAAACCGCCGAGAGUCCCGUGGUGGAGGAGAGACCGCGGGGCAGAGAGGUCUCCCUGAAGCCGCCACAGAGCCCAAAUCUGCGUCGGAGGUGCAAGUCGCUUCCCACGCCCACCGAGAGAGCCAAGUUAGAGGUGUCACGCAGCAGGAGUCCAACCAGUCAGAAAAAGGUCCGCUUCGCAGACUCUCUUGGUCUGGAGCUCAUUUCAGUGAAGCACUUCGAUGACACAGAUGAACCAGAGGUGCCAGAGCGCAUUUUGGCCAAAUUACACAAAGGACACCUCCACCUUAAUCAUUCGGACACGAAGUUCCCACGCGGCCCUGCGCAGUCUGUGUUCAUGGAGCUGCAGUUCACCAACCCGGGCACACUGCCGGGCUUCGAGCAGAAAGUGAGGGAGGUGAAGGUCCUGCUGGAGACCGUUCAGGUGGACGAGUUCAGCCUCUCCGGGUUCGUGCGCGUUUUGAACCUGGCUUUCGAAAAGAGCGUCUCUUUGCGGUAUUCUCUCAACAACUGGAUCACCUUCAUGGACAGUCUGGCGUGCUACGUCCCCGAGACGAGCAGCGGCGACACCGACAAGUUCUGUUUCAAGAUAGUCAUGCCCACUUACCUCGACAACGGAGGCACGUUUCAGUUUGCAAUUAAAUACUGUGUCGGUGGGAAAGAGUUCUGGGACAAUAAUAACGGGAACAACUACAAAGUGCGGCGUCACCGGUUCAAGAUGUCCCCGCCGCGGGAAUGGGAGAAUGGAUGGAUCCACUUUAUCUGAGCGGUGUCGUGCGUAAUUUGCGCGUAACUGAUCCCCGGGUAUAUCUAAAGUAUUACUGUAGCUUGUUAAAUGUGUUAUUUUCCGCCAUUGCCAGCUAUACACAUGCUGUGACACUGAAAAUAAUUUCCCAUAAUAAUUCAAUGAUUUGCCCCGCUGUGGUUAGGGUUGAAGACUACAGUAAACGCCUUUGAUGGGUGCCCGGAGAGGGAUCCUGUUUGAUAACUUGCCUUGAUGUCAGGGCUUUCUGUACAGAGUGGUGCCCUUUGGGAGGGCAUGGUCACGUUAUGUAAUGUAGAAACACGGGCCACGGAAAAACGUGCCGAGCAAUGCUCACUUCGGGCAUCACUGUUCCUUUCAGGAGAUGCUGUAAAAAAUGAUUUGGUGGCACGGAGAUGUUUAAAUUAUCAGUGUGUUUUGCAUGCGUGCAAAUGUAUUGUCCUGAUGGGAGGCAGAAAGCAUCACACCUUGGCUGAUGUGGAUAUCAAGCGAACCUUUGUAGCAUAUUCCUAGUGGUCUCCUGCAGGUUGGGAGAAACAUACACACAUUGUCUUAUCAGGUGGACGAACAGACAUAUUUGGCAGGUUAUUUUAUAAUAAAAUAAAAUAAUAAUCCCACUGUCAUGCCAUUGAAAAUGCCUUAUUUAAAACUACGAUGUGGGAAGUUGUGCAGUGAAUAUUUGGAAUACAGUAUUUUCUUAAUUUGGCUUGACUAGACUAAAUGCAUUUGAUGGCUAUCAUCCUUAAACUUAAAAAAUAAAAGCAUACAGGCACUGGGAAUUAGUAAGUGUCCAUACAAUUGUAGGUUUUUAAUUCAGAGACACCACACUUAGUCAUAAACCAGCCAUAUAUUUGCACCUAUUAAACACACAUUGUAUAUUUCGUUGCUGAAUUAUUGCAAAAAAUAUUUUGAUACUAUACAAAAAUCAAGGGCCCCUAACCAAAGUCUCUAGAAAAAAAAAAUGGCUAAAUUAUAACUGCAUCAUCCAUCAAAUCAUAAAGUUUAAGUUAAUAAAGCAUCGGCAUCAAUACUCUCAAACUGUACUGGGAUAGGAAGGAACACCUUGAGCGUGUUUGUUGUCCCACCACGGAAAGUACGUUUAGUAGCAAUGUUUGCCAGGUUAAAUUUACCUCAGAUUCUGUGCAGACCUUUUCUCUUCUUCUUCUUCAGGUUGAUCGUUAUAAAACAGGUGUUAUUCUCACAGUCAUUUUUUUCUAACAGAUACAUUCAAAACACAACGUGUAUUCAUUUUUACUGUUGAUUGCACUGUGUAACUGUCUUUCAUAGGGCAGUGUUUUUGACAAAGUAACUAUUACACGGACAAAUGUGGCUGUAAAAGUACAUCAUAAUAUCCUCAUUCAACACUGUGCAUGAAUAGUGCUGCUCCUUACACCUGACAGAAAAGCUUUAAGCCACCUGACUGUCUGAUACUUCAUUUUCAUACCAUAAACCUUGAUUGAUGUUUAACAAAUAAGUCUACCAUUUCAAGACAUCAGCUAAUCCAUGCGUUUUCAAUGAAUCUACUGGCGGUCAGUCUUCCAAUCCUCCUCAAGACCAUAUGUGAUCAUGUUCUUUGUGGUAAACUGGCUUGCAUGUCGUAGGAAAAGGAGUUUACUUCAAAUGCAAAUAUUCAUCUUGCUUUUUUUAAGUGUAUGAUAUUAUAAAUGUGUUUGGCCAUGUAGAAAGUUGAGAGUCCAGUUCAGCAAAUAGAGGAACAAGAAGCAGGAUGUUUUUAAUUCCAGUGCUCUGACUGUAAUCUCAACAUCACUUUGUCCUUUGUUUACAUCAUCGUGGCCUCAGAGGGACGCUCUCCAUUUAAUGAGGCCAUCAGGUUGGGAUGUGGAUAAAGACUAAUUCCUGUAACCACUUAGUUUUUGGAGCAGUUCCACUGUGAAUCCAUCAGUAAUGUUCGUCUCUAAAUCUGACAUGGUUUUAAUGCCGUACCUGAUGUUGUUAGAAUAGUUUUGCUGAAGUGAUAGAUGGCCAGCACUGAGUUGAUAUUUGCUUUCUCGACAUCUAUCACAUACAGACGUGCAUUUUCUCACCUGUACACUGUGGAUAUAAAAGGUUUGGCCACUGCAGAGUUUACUGUGUGUUAUGUUGUUAAAUCAGUGGGUGUUUGCAUAUUGUCUGCUUGGUCUGUGUAGACUUUGUUCAAGCAUUCAUGCUGUGCAAUACCAGAAAACAUUAAUUAUCCGAGGUGACAUUUCUGAGGGGGGCACGAGAUGCAUCAAUACCAAUUCCUCACUGCCAACACAGAUUGUGUUUUUUAGAUUUUAACUUUUGGUUUUAACACUUUCUGACGAGAUUAGCUCUGUUAAGAAAACAAUGUACAGUUUGAGAUUGCUUAGAUUGCUUGACAUAAAUGACAUUGACAUGACAUGAUGUGGAAACUGUAAGAUACCAGCGCUCCGUUUCAGCCUGGUAUCUCACACACUGCUGUUGUUAUUGGUGCAUCCCUACCAAAAAGAAAAUGAAGGGCUUCUGGUCUGAUAAGAUUAUUCACCUCAAUGUAUACAUGACAGUUUGCAUCAGAACUCACUGAUAUAUAGAUAUGUAUAUAAAUGUCUUAAUGUUUCAUAUUGAAUGUCUUCCUGUUACUGUUCUAUGUUUUGUGUACUUUGAAGCAUUUUCAAAGCGAAAUUGAGAGAUGAAUUGGAAAAGUUGUAUUCAGAUGAUCCUGGGAAGUUGGAAAAUAAUGUAUGAGCCCAAACUUAAUGAAAUCCUAAAGCACACUUGCUAUUAUAUUUAAUUAUAAAGAUAUAUAUAUAUAAAUUGGUAAUACCUCUAACUGCAAUAAUUUGUCCCAAAAUGACAUCUACUGCAGAAUCUCCCCGGAAAUAUGUAUCAAAAUGUGAGCAGUGUAUCUGAAUGAAAUGAAUACAUUGGAAACAACUGUGUACACUGCCUUAUUAAAAUAUAAAGAGUUUACUAAGGGACAUUAAGCUGGAAAUAUGGAGGAAUGCAAGUGCUAGUUUGUUAAGAAGUUGUGAUUGCUGAUGGAUGAAAACAUUGACUCUGGACAAUGAGAGGGGACAUAUCUGGGCAAGAUAGGUAAUGCCAGAUGCACUUAUGAGCGACUUAUGAUUGUAGCUGAUACUGAGCAGACUCAAUGCAGGUCAAUGCAGGUCUAAUGCACUUUGAGUGAGAACAAGGAAAGGGGCAGGGUUGUAAGUCACCAUAUAUAUGAGAUCUUUUUCUGUUCAUAGAUACUUAACAAGAUGUUUUCCAUUCUGUGUCAUGUUUUACUGCUCUUUUCUGUCACUGUGGACAGCCUAAAUCACUUCUGUCUUAUUAAUAACUAUUUUAUGGCACUGAAUUGAUUGAGGGACUUACAGUUAUAUGGUUUUGUUAAUCCUAUGCAACUCUCUGUUGUAACAUUUGCAGUCUUUGACUGUUUUAAUAUAUAUUGUGUGCUGUUUUUUAUUUUCUCUUUUGCAGUGAACCAUGUUUGCAUGUCUAACAUACCUUCAUUUAUAUGUUGAGUUUUUAUUGUAACCUAUAUUUUGUUAAAAAAAAGUUA
Molecule: messenger RNA, 4819 nt
Organism: Anoplopoma fimbria (sablefish)
Lineage: Eukaryota; Metazoa; Chordata; Actinopteri; Perciformes; Anoplopomatidae
Product: protein phosphatase 1 regulatory subunit 3E
Exons: 1
Coding region: 391-1299 (302 amino acids)
Biological process (GO): regulation of glycogen biosynthetic process
Cellular component (GO): protein phosphatase type 1 complex
Molecular function (GO): protein phosphatase 1 binding; glycogen binding
Source: RefSeq, a predicted model, not a curated record